AUAAAAAACACAACAAAUUCUAAGGUCCAUACUUUUCCAACAAAUCAAUCUAAAACCAACCCAUCAUCUUCCUCAAAAACCCCACCUCAAACUCCUCCUCUUCCGAUCACAAUUCCAAAAAUCCAAAUCAAACCAAAAAAAAUGAUGCACAUGACCUUUUACUGGGGUAACAAAGUGACCCUUUUGUUCGAUUUUUGGAAAACCAAUUCUUGGUUAAGCUAUGCUCUCGCUUUACUUGCUUGUUUCAUCGUCUCCGUUUUUUAUCAGUAUAUGGAAGAUCGCCGUCAGCGAUUCAAAAUUCUGUCUUCUAAUUCCAAGAAAAACUAUCCUUCGCCGCCGUCCAACGCCGCCGUGAAUACCCCUCUUCUUUACUCAUUUCCGACCGUCGGCGGUGAGUGGAACUGGGCGAGAUUUGCGACGGCGAUUCUAUUUGGGAUUAAUUCGGCGAUUGGGUAUAUGCUUAUGUUGGCUAUUAUGUCAUUUAACGGCGGCGUUUUUGUUGCCGUCGUUUUGGGUCUGUCGAUCGGAUAUUUGCUUUUUAGGACCGGUGAAGAGGAUGUUGUGGUCGUUGAUAAUCCAUGUGCCUGUGCUUGAAAUUUUCUGAAUAUUAAUGGGUUUGGUUCUUGUUUUACCCAUAGAAAUUAUAUGGAAAAAUGAUAAUGAAGGUGUUUUUUUUUUUUUUGGUUUUUAGAUAGUAUUGGAUCUGUGGUUUGUACCCCUGCUGAUCUUUUUCAUUUCCUUCUGUUGUUGUGUAUUUCUGGAUCUGAAUACUAUAAAUUUACAUUUCUCCAUUUUCAUUA
Messenger RNA from Nicotiana tabacum (common tobacco), 800 nucleotides. The record is from RefSeq and is a predicted model, not a curated record. NCBI's taxonomy places the organism in Eukaryota, Viridiplantae, Streptophyta, Magnoliopsida, Solanales, Solanaceae.